AUGAUCCUCAUCUAUGAAUACAUGCCCAAUGGAACACUUGAAGACCACCUCCAUAAACUUCCCCAUUUCUCUUGGAUUCAACGACUCAAGAUCUGUAUAGGGGUUGCCUGUGGCUGGGCAGCUAAAAUUUCAGACUUUGGGUUGUCAAGAAUUGGCCCAACGAAUAAGUCAUCUACCUAUGUCAACCCACUUGUUAAAGGUACUUUUGGGUAUCUUGAUCCAAAUUAUUUCUUUACUGGAAGGUUGACUAGAAAGUCUGAUGUGUACGCUUUUGGGGUGGUGGUGUUGGAGGUUGGUUUGAUAAGAACACGUUCGGCCUUUUCAGAGGGUGCUGGAAUUGUUGUUGCUGUUAAAUGGUAUAAUCAAGAUCAUCCAGAAUGGCAAGGUUCUUACACAACGGUGAACGGUGAACUCGUAACAAUGAAAUUGAUUUUUACAGAAGGUGAAGGAAAGUUCGUCGAUUGUGCAGCAAGGGUUCUCAGCAUGUCUCGUGCAGCAAGCAUGUCUCGUGACUCACUCAACAUUGAUGUCUACCUUAAAGGUGUUUUUUUUCCUAAUCCCUUUAUUUACUUCCAUCAUCAUAAAGUACCUGUUAUGGGGCUAGAUGUACGUAACAUGGAUUUCAAGGAGUUCAAGACCUAUCUCCAAAAAUUGAUCAACAAUAGAUGUCGGGAUAUGUAUUACUGUCUUAAAAAUCGGUCCCUCGUAGAUGGGUUAAGGGAGCUCAGGGAUGAAGAUGAUUAUGUUAGGUUCCUUGAUUCUGGGUUUGAUGAUGAUAAUAAUCAAAUAAGCAUCUACAUUGAUGCCUAUCAUGAACCCUUACUAGAUUGGAUUGAAGAAGAAGAAAAAGCUGAAGAAUGGGACAGUGGUACUGAAACAUAUGAAGAUGAUGUGGACUCGGUAUUGUCGGAUGAUCUAUCGGUGGACCAUGAAGCUGAUGAUGAGGAUAUUCAAUGGCCUGAAGUUGUUGAUCCUUUUUUGUCACAGAAGAAUUUUAUUCCAGAAAGAGGCAUAGAGGAAGAAGCUGGUGAUAAGGCUAGUCCCAUGAAUAAGGAAAAUUCAUUCCAGAUCAAGUCACUAAUUGAUAAACAUAAUUGUGCUAGACAACAAAAAUUGGGUUGUCUUGUUACGUAUAAGUGGAUUGGAAAAAUGUUAAUACCUGAAAUUUUGGAAAGGCCUAAGUUUAGCUAUAGGAAAAUGGCAGAAGUGGUUAGGAAAGACAAUGGUCUCAAGGUAAGUCUUGGGCAGUGUAGAAAAGCCAAGUACUUUGCACUAGAUGAGAUUUCAGGAAAUUUGGUAAGCCAUUAUGAGAAAUUGUGGAAUUAUGGUGCUGAGUUAUUGAGGGUUAAUCCUGGGUCAACAGUCUUGAUCAAGACAAAUCAUACGCCUGAUGCUACACACUACUUCAAAAGGAUGUAG
Lactuca saligna is the source of this 1419-nucleotide messenger RNA. The record is from the annotation of a GenBank genome assembly. NCBI's taxonomy places the organism in Eukaryota, Viridiplantae, Streptophyta, Magnoliopsida, Asterales, Asteraceae.